AUGGCGGCCGACGUCCUUGGGGCGAAAGGCGUCCAAGAAGCCCUUUCGGGGAAAUUCGUCAUCAGCAUCCUCGCUGGAAAGACGGUUAAGGAUAUCGAAGAGAGCAUAUUCCCUCCUUCCCGGCCGUUGAACGCAUCCAUCCGCAAGCCGUACAUCGUAAGAGCCAUGCCAAAUGUUGCUGCCAGCCUGAGAGAAUCCAUGACGAUAAUCGAGACGCCUCCUGCCUUUCUCCCGGCGCAUCUAUCUGAAAUGCUCGAAUGGAUUUUUCAGCAGAUCGGGGAGGCCAAGUUUAUUGCACCCGAUCUAUUCGAAGCGGGCACCAUGCUUGUCGGGCCAGCAAUCGUCGUCAUGACAGUGCCCGCUUGA
Molecule: messenger RNA, 366 nt
Organism: Monascus purpureus
Lineage: Eukaryota; Fungi; Ascomycota; Eurotiomycetes; Eurotiales; Aspergillaceae
Source: the annotation of a GenBank genome assembly